Messenger RNA from Acanthocheilonema viteae, 564 nucleotides. NCBI's taxonomy places the organism in Eukaryota, Metazoa, Nematoda, Chromadorea, Rhabditida, Onchocercidae. The record is from the annotation of a GenBank genome assembly.
AUGGGUAUGAGAAGUGAGCUUAAAAUGGACAUGGAAAAUAAUGUGAAAGAAAUGCGGCACAUAUCGCCUAUGUUUCUCGUUCAUCAACAACCAAACGUAUUGAAUAGUACUGGAGAGGAUGGUUCUUUCCCCGUUAGAGAUGAAUGGUUGGAUAUAACAAAUCGAAUUGAUGAACAUCCAUCUGCUGAAGAAUUGGCAUAUGAUUCAGCUAGUCAAAUGGCAUAUUUAAUUCGUGAGCGACAAAAUGAUGAAAGUUGUAAAUCGUCGGUUGCUGCAUGCGAUGCUUAUACGUCGAUGUGGCCACAAAUUGAUGGCCUUUGCGACUUAUUUUUUGUAAAGUGUUUGGUUGAAGUAGCUGGUACGAUUUGUCGUAAUUAUACUGAGAAGGACAUUUUCAAACAUGCACCUGACUUAUGUGAUAAUGUAUCUGAUUUCUGCACGCAAAAUCGAGAAGCAACAAUUUCAUUCUGCUGGGCAUAUCUUUAUCAUCGAUAUGGAGAAAUUUCAAUGAAUCCACCAUCUCUGAAGACAGGACUUAACAAAUUUAUAGAAAGUUUUAUUUAA